GACCGUUUAAUUUCACUGUUUUGCAACGUAUUGUAACGGUCGUGAUUUGAAUUUUGAGCGUGGCGCGAAUGAUGUAACCGGGGCAGCACGAUCGACCUAACAGCUGCGUCUACCUGUUUUUUUAACCUCGAAGGUACGCAUGAACAGUGCGCGUAUAAAAAAUAUUGGGCUAGCAAAAUUUUAGGUUGAAGAAGGGAAAUGAGCGAUGCCGAACUUCAAGAAGAGGAAAGAGAAGUACUUUUGUCGAUAUACGACGGAGAUACGGCUUUUAAACAGCUGACACCCACCACAUUUCAAUACAAGUUUGGAGAGGAUAACGAUAUGAAAUCGUUCUUAUUGGAGAUCAUAUGGGGCUCAACAUAUCCAUCGGAGAAACCUUCCAUUAAUAUGAACACGUUUUACAACAAGCACAUUGUACAAGAAGUUAAAGACAAUGUGAUGAAACUCGUGGAAGCAGAGGCUGACCAGUGGCUCGGAAGUGCCAUGACCUACACAUUAUUUCAAUCAGUUCAAGAGCAUUAUCUUGAACUGAUUUCUGCACAACCGGAAUCUGUAGAUCUUAAUACACAGGCUAGCAAGCUUAAAAUAACAGAAGAAAAACAACAGGCUGAAGAGACAACAAAGAAACCGAAGAAAGAACACCUGAGUAAAGCCCAGAAACGUAGACAGUGGAACAAAGCCGAUGGAAAAGGAGAAAGACCUCGAGGAUGGGAUUGGGUGGACAUAGUGAAACAUUUAUCACAAACUGGUCCUAAACAAGAGCAAGAGUCUUAGUUCAACUUCUUCAACCAAGAAAUUUUGUACAGGUUAAAGGCGUGUUAUAUUUUUAUAAAUUAUUGGAAAUAAACUGGUUUCCGUAUCAGUUUUACUAUACUAUAAUCACCUGUGAUAAAAAUUUGUAAGAAAAUAUUUAUAGAUAAUUUUAUCUCAUCGCCAACAGAUAGUUACAAGAUAUGCAAAUAAUGUCGAGAAAGGAGCAACAAUAUUUAAUAUGUUUAAUGAUCAUGCUUCGCCUUUCUUUUACCAUUUCUUUAUAAAAAUCUCCAUGACGCUACGGGUAACAAAUUAGUUUCCGUAACCCACCCUAGAAGAAGUAUAUCUAUUAAUACAAAAGAAAAGAUGUACAAUUUUUAUCUCAUAGGAUAAAACUUACCUUUACUCUCAAGGCCGCUAAUAAAUGCUUUGUAUUCGCCAGAAAUCAACAAAUUAGUAACGUAAAUGCUUUCUAUUGCUUUUGAUGACUGCGCGCUAUUGUUUGCAAUGGAGUAUUUCUUACUAAGCACGUAAAGGCGCAAUAGAGGAUACGAUAUAUCACUUACUUCUGGUUUUAAGAAGAGAUCCUUGAAAUGUAAAAUACUUUUAAAUGUAUGUACAUACAUGAAAUAAAAAGUGAUCGUAUGUUA
This is a messenger RNA of Megalopta genalis, 1403 nucleotides long. Its product is annotated as RWD domain-containing protein 4. Gene Ontology annotation, molecular function: protein binding. The record is from RefSeq and is a predicted model, not a curated record. NCBI's taxonomy places the organism in Eukaryota, Metazoa, Arthropoda, Insecta, Hymenoptera, Halictidae.